GUUUUUGUUGGAGGAGCAGAGAUGUCUUGUCCAGUUCAGCUGCUCCUUGCAGAAUCUGCCGUGCACGGAGGAGGCUGUGCCACAACUCGCACUGGGGUGGUCUGACGGAGGUGUCUGCCUGCAGGAUGCCAUAGGCUCCCCCUAGAUCACUGGUUAAAGAUCCGUCGAGGGGACUUUUAGGGACCGCUCUGCGUGCUAAAGGGGAUCAACUCCCUGGGGGAAAUUGGUCCCAGCACGAGGAUACAAUAACAUGUUUUGGCACCGUGGGAGCUGUCGCCAUCGACUGUAAUGAACUUUCAAGCGAGGCUCUUUGCUAGCUGCGGAGUCAGGAUGCUGCCUCAGCCCUGGCGUCUCUUCUCUCGGGCUGCAGAGGAUAUGACGUUACAAAGGAUCCGGAAGGUCCUGUGCGUGGCUGAGAAAAAUGAUGCUGCCAGAGGAAUUGCAGAUCUUCUCUCCAACAGCAGAAUGCGAAGGAGAGAAGGGUUUUCCAAGUUCAACAAGAUCUACGAGUAUGACUACCAAAUGUUUGGCCAGAAUGUUACUAUGGUGAUGACAUCCGUGUCAGGACAUUUGCUGGCUCAUGAUUUUAAGUUGCCUUUUCGCAAAUGGCAUAGCUGCAACCCUCUAGCACUUUUUGAUGCCGAAAUUGAGAAGUAUUGUCCUGAAAAUUAUGUGGAUAUUAAGAGAACCCUCGAACGAGAAGUCCAGCAAUGCCAAGCUCUGGUGAUCUGGACUGAUUGCGAUCGAGAAGGAGAGAACAUUGGUUUUGAAAUAAUUCACGUUUGCAAAGCCGUAAAACCAAACCUCCGGGUUUUCCGAGCUCGUUUUUCAGAGAUUACGCUUCAUGCUGUCAGAUCAGCCUGCGAGAAUCUCACCCAGCCGGAUCAAAAAACUAGCGAUGCUGUUGAUGUCAGGCAGGAGCUGGACCUCAGGAUAGGUGCUGCCUUCACCAGAUUCCAGACAUUGAGGCUCCGGAAGAUUUUCCCUGAUGUUCUAGCAGAUCAGCUGAUCAGCUAUGGCAGUUGCCAGUUCCCAACACUGGGGUUUGUAGUUGAACGCUUUAAAGCCAUCCAGGCCUUCGUUCCUGAAGCUUUCUAUAAAAUCAAAGUGACACAUGAACAUGAGGAUAGCACUGUGGUCUUCAACUGGAAGAGGAAUAGACUCUUCAAUCACACAGCAUGCCUGGUCCUUUACCACAUGUGUAUGGAGGAUCCUGUAGCCACUGUUGUUGAGGUUGCAAGCAAGCCGAAGAGCAAAUGGAGGCCUCUGCCCCUGGACACUGUGGAACUUGAGAAGCUGGCUUCCCGUAAACUGAAAAUAAAUGCCAAAGAAACCAUGAGAAUAGCAGAAAAACUCUACACUCAAGGGUUCAUAAGCUAUCCCCGAACUGAGACCAACAUUUUCCCCAAGGAGCUGAACCUCUCUGCCUUGGUACAACAGCAGACACAGGACCCAAACUGGGGAGCAUUUGCACAGAGGAUUUUGGAUCAGGGUGGGCCAACCCCUCGGAGCGGAACCAAAUCAGAUCAGGCUCACCCUCCCAUUCAUCCCACCAAAUACACUGCUAACCUGCAGGGGAAUGAGCAGAGACUAUAUGAAUUCAUUGUGCGCCAUUUUUUGGCUUGCUGCUCUCAAGAUGCCAAGGGACAGGAAACAACUGUGGAGAUCGACAUCGCUAAAGAGCGAUUCAUUGCUCAAGGACUAAUGAUCUUGGCCCGAAACUAUCUGGAAGUCUAUCCUUAUGAGAAGUGGAGUGAUAAGGUUAUCCCAGUGUAUCAGAAAGGGUCUCGCUUUCAGCCCACCACAGUGGAGAUGGUGGAUGGGGAAACCAGCCCUCCAUCACUCCUCACCGAAGCGGAUCUCAUUGCGCUCAUGGAGAAACAUGGCAUUGGGACUGACGCCACUCACGCCGAGCACAUUGAGACCAUUAAGCUGCGGAUGUACGUGGGCCUUACUGCAGAUCAGAGGUUCCUUCCAGGCCACCUGGGCAUGGGGCUGGUGGAAGGCUAUGAUUCCAUGGGCUACGAGAUGUCCAAGCCUGACCUUCGAGCUGAGCUGGAGGCUGAUCUGAAGCUGAUCUGUGAGGGGAAGAAAGACAAACUUGCAGUUUUGCAGCAGCAGGUCCAAAAGUACAAGCAAGUCUUCAUUGAGGCUGUGGCUAGAGCCAACAAAUUGGAUCAAGCCCUGGCUCAGUACUUUGGACAAGCCACAGAAAUUGCAGAGCAAGAGGAAGUCUACCCAGCAAUGCCUGUUUCCAUUCGGAAGUGCCCACAGUGCAACAAUGAUAUGGUCCUGAAGACCAAGAAAAAUGGCGGGUUUUAUCUCAGCUGCAUGGGCUAUCCAGCUUGUAAAACUGCAGUCUGGUUUCCUGACUUUGUGCUGGACGUAGCUAGGGAUGAGAGUGUCUGCGCUGUGUGCAAACCCCAUCCAGUUCACAGACUGAAAUUUAAGUUCAAGAGAGGCAGUGUCCCACCCAUGAUGCCCCUGGAGUUUGUUGGCUGUAUUGGAGGCUGUGAUGAGAUGCUAAGAGAGCUCUUGGACCUGAAAUACUUGCACAGGUCAUCCCAACCUGUGUGCUCAGCCAGCCAACAAGCUCAUCACUCGCAGGCCAACCACUCCUUUAACAGAGGGGCUGGUGGUGAAAACAGGCACGUGAAGAGGACCACAAACCUGUCAUCAGGACACCUUCUAUCCUUGAGUUCAACAAGAGCACCCAGGCCUGCGCCGUCUGUGGCUCCAGACGAUGGGAACAACGCAGUGAUGUGCAACUGUGGGAACGAAGCAGUGCUGCUAACUGUGCGCAAAGAAGGGCCCAAUCAAGGCAGGCAGUUUUACAAAUGCAGUGCCAGUACCUGCAACUUUUUCCUCUGGGCUGAUCAGCAGUCAGAGGACAGAGGCAACACAGCUCCGCCAGGCUCCGUGCCGCCCCGGCCCUUUGCGGGAAGGGGCCCAGCAGGCUUUCAGAGCCCAGGAGGAGGGAGAGGCCCAGAGCUCUUUGGAAGCAACAGCUCCGAUUCAGGAGGUGGGGGUGGCACAGUCUGCAAGUGUGAUCAGCCAGCUGUCACGCGCACCGUCCAAAAGGAUGGGCCUAACAAAGGACGGCAGUUCCACACCUGCUCUAAACCCAGAGACCAGCAAUGUGGCUUCUUCCAGUGGGCAGACGAAAACAUGGCACCAGGAGCUUCUGGAGAUUCUUUGAACCAUUUUGGGAACAGUGGAUACUCAAGAGAGUUUGGAAGUAAAGCUAAGAGACCAAGUAGUCUCUCCUUAGCGGCCACUGCCAAGAAACCUCGGACCUGUAGCAUUUGCCGUCAGCCUGGCCACACCAGGAAAACUUGCCCUCAAGACCACUGAGCCCUGGAUGGACAUCUCUUGAGAAUCUGAAAAGUCUAGGAUUGCAAGCUGCUAUGGCAGCAAUUACUCCUGAAAGGAACUAGAUUCUAGAAGCUGGUCUGUGUUGAGUGCUUUCUGGAAGGGCUGGCGGUUGUCGGCUCCUGCCAAGGGAUAGCACGCAGUAUGAGCCUGGGCAGCAAGCGUCAAACCGGCUUUGAAAGGUGGCUCCAUUACUGGUGUCAGCCUGUGGUUUCAGCUGUUCUUCCACUGAGUCGAUCAGGAUACUCUAAACAUUUCAAGGAAGCAUUUGGAAACAAUGCAGGAAAAACAGCACUGGAUCUACGUGCAGCUCCCACAGUGGUGGUUGCUUCAGGCAGCCUUUCUACAUGAGCAAGAGCCAGUUCUUAGCCACUGGGACAGCCACCAGGGCUGCUUGGUUCUUCUCAAUCCCUGGCUUUCCACAGUGUGGAAUUUUAUUUCAAGUUGCCCUUCUAAGUUGAGGUUAUCUGGGCAAUGUUCCCCUUUCUUUCUUGUCACAGUCCAGUACCUUCCUUACCCUGGGCGUCCCUGCCCAAGAAGCCAGGUGCAGAGAAGACAGAUCUGGUGCUGGCCCUGAAAGGGAAGCUCAGCUGAAGCAGUCAGAAAGAGCCUUCAUUUUAGACAGCUCCCAAAUUUGAAACUAAGUUCUUCCGCAAGCAUUGAGAUAUGCCUAUAUGAUGCUGCUAGUUAAUGGAAGUUAUUUUGGUCAAACUAAUAAGCUUAUUAUUAAAAGACGAUUUUAUUUUAACUUUUGUUACAGUGAAUCACUCUUAGCUCUGCCUUGUUACUUCUUCAUACUUAAAAUAGUUGAGCUAUUACUAUAAAAGCAUCCACCCAAAUUUUGCUCUUUCCAUUCACUCACUCAUUGGAACAACAUAAGAGCUGUCUUGGCAAAAAUUCCCUGUGGCUUUAUUUAGAAGUGAGCUGCAGAAGGGUAGAGGAGGAGAGUGGUUUAUUACCUUCAUCUGUUGUAGGGUUGCUGUCCAGGGAAAGACGGACAACUGGCUGAACCUGAAGAGAGAUCCCCCUCCGCCCCCAACUCCCUUCAGUUAGUUUAGACUGAACUCCUGCAGAGAGCCAAGCUACCUCCUCCCUCCCUAUGUGGGCUUCCUUUGUACAUCAAAGCCAGUAGAACCACAAAACUCCCUAUAUCUCCUCUGCUGGAGUUCAGCGUUCAUCUUUUCCCAUAUUGCCUCUGGUGCUGCUAAAGACACCUCCAGCAACCCUGCUCCUUCCUGAGCACAGAGCAAUUCCUAUGGGUCAGUACUAAGGUGCAGUGAGACACAUGCAGCAGCCAGGGUGGGCAAGAGGCUGAAGCACUUUCUAGAGGGUACCUUGAAGGAGGGGAGAUCAUAGUAGCACAGGGGUUCUCUUCAAAGACCGCACGAGCGAGAAGAGCACCGUUAACUUUGCAACAGUAGUUUGCUAUCAAGCACCAGUCUCUGGCAUAAGGUCAGGAGAACCCAUGUUCCAUUUUAUGGUACCCUCACUCCCACUAUUAACAGCUGUAGCCUAAAAAUACAGGCCUGCUGGCUAAAAUAACAGGAUUAAGAGGCUUUGUAAUGCAAUAUAGAGCUGACUAAAGCAUGGCAGAAGCCUGGGCAGCAGUUUCCUAACAGCAACAGCAGUAGAAAGAAAGCGUUUGCAUAGCACAUAGGCAGCACAUUAAGUGUUGUUGCUAGCAUUAGCUGUUACCAGAUUUACUGGUUUAAACUUGGUUAGCAUUGAGACAGCUGAGCAGUUCAAGCCAUUAGCUAAAUGGCAUGAACUCAGCAUUCAGAGAGACCGUGCACCAGAGUCAGGCACUCUGCAAGCAGGCAGGGCCGCUGGAGCACUAGACGUUUCAUGCAAUAGUUUGUAAUAGAAGGAAAAAGGCCUUGCACAACGGUCUGAACGCUGCCAAGCUCUCUGCGUAGGGGGAGGGCUGCCUGGGACAGCUCUGUGCUGUUCUCGGGCAUGCUACCACAACAAGAGGUUCGCUUCAGCCCUUAUCAUGAGAAAGGGGACAAAACCGAGAGCUGACACGAGAACUAUUAUACACAGUGAAGGUUUAUUCUCAUCACUAACACUUGGGACCUGAUUUGGAGGAACAAAACUAAGUAAUCUUCAGCCUGGAGGAAAAGCACAGGUUUUUCCUCUUACAAACAAGAUAGAUAGCUGUAAAGAAAACUAAACCGCAGUAGGUGUUCACAUUGAAGUCCACAGGAUUUCUCCAUCUCUACCAGAGUGCAAAACCAGCAUAAUUCUUCCAUUAAACUUAAGAAUAUAUUCCUUAGCACUUGGUUUAGAGCCAGAACCAAAGUCCAUUAGCAGCCACUCAGAAAAAAAAAACCAAAAACCACCCAAACAAAACAUACCUUCUUAAUAAAAA
Molecule: messenger RNA, 5743 nt
Organism: Struthio camelus australis
Lineage: Eukaryota; Metazoa; Chordata; Aves; Struthioniformes; Struthionidae
Source: RefSeq, a predicted model, not a curated record